UCGAUUAACAACUAACUUCUCUCUAGUAAGAUAUCUUGACAACUGGACAGUGAAUAGUGAAUGUAGAAUUUCAUAUAAAAGUAUAUGUACAAUGUAUAUCAUUUGGGGGCGUUAAGUUUAUGUGUUAUUUGCUAUGUUUUGCUAAAAAGUUACUGUACAGAUAAUUAACUUUAUUUCCUAUAAAUACAAUCCAUUACAAACUGUCAAAAAUUUCUAAUUUAUUGACAUUUGUUUGAAAGUGCUAAUAUGUAUACAUUUCCUGUUAGAAAAUACCGUGCCUUAGCUGCAGAACCAUAAGCAAUUUUUAAUGAUUUCUGUAGAAAAUUUCAACAACACAUUGGAGACAAAAAGUAUGGAAAACGUUAUGGAGGGUGUAAAUGGACAAUUACAAAUAAGAUAUCAAAAAAUUGCCACAGAAUAUUCAAAAAUUCGUGCUCAGGCAAAUGUUUUAAAGAGAGCUGUGAUUGAUGAACAAGCACGUAAUGCUGAUAUACGAGAGCAACUGAAAGAGAAGGAAGUAGAACUUCGCAGAGCCGAACAAGAAUUAGACAGUUUGUCAUUCCGAAAUCAACAACUAACUAAACGUAUAACUGUAUUACAAGAAGAACUUGACAAAGCACAAAAUAAAUCUAAAAAGGGAAAGAAUAAAUUAUCGGAAAAUAAUAGCCAGGUACUAACAUCUCCAAAUCAUAUUUUGGAUGAAGAAUUUCAAAAGAAAAUAGUUGAAAAUGCCCAGUUAUUAUCGCAAAUCAGUGAUAAAGAUAGCGAAAUUGAAACCUUAAAUGAAAGGAUACAACAACUAGAAUCUAAAUUAGAUUAUUGUGAAAAAUGCAAAAUUGAAUUAGAAUGUCAAUAUCAAAAUACUAUAGACAAGCUGGAAAGAGAAAGAAAUGAUUUACAAAAAAAGUUAAAUGAUAGACAAAAGCAAGAAGAAAAUGUAUCGUGGUCUAGUAACGAAGGUAAACGAGAUGGAUACGAAUCUGAUAAUAAGGUAGGACAUUCCAAUUUCCCAGAGGUAGAACCGUCUCCAUUUUCAUCGCCAUCUGUAUCACGUAGAUCGUUAAAGUCUAUUGGCGAAGGUCAUCCUAAGGUACAGGAAGAAAGUAACGACUUUGAUUUUUCAAAAUCGUGUGACCUAGAAAAAGAAAUUAACCAUUGGAAGGCACAAUAUCAUAUGCUUAAAAUAAAAUAUGAUGAGAUACAGCAAAAGGCUUGCAUAAGUAAUGUGCAGAUUGAACAUGAAUCUUUGCAAUCUGCAGAAAUAAAUAAUAUGCAGAUUGGAAAGUUAACAGUACCUUUAGCGAUACCAGAAGAAAUUGAAGCUCGAGAAGCAAAAAUCCGAGAUUAUUUUCUACAAGAAAUCGACAAAUUAAUAACAGAAAAACAUAUUUAUCAUGUGAAAAAUUUAGCUAUGGCUGCUAAUAGUGAAGUUCUACAAGUUCAUUUAGACACAAGCGAAUCAAAGAGAGAAAAAUGUGAAUCGGCUCUCACAGAAGCACUUUCAAAUUGUAAUACUUUACAAAAAGAUAAAGAGAUACAAGAAGGAAAUUAUAAAGCACAACUCAGUACUAUGAGCGAACAUCUUGCUAAUAUGAAUGAAAAACUCAUUUCACAAACGGAAGAAAUACAACAAUUAAAAUUCCAACUUGUAAAUAAGCGUAUGGUUUAAUAAUUUUCAGAACAGUAAAAAGGGAAAACAAAAGUGAUACAAGUCAGGUUAUAAAGUAACGAUUAUUGACAUUCCUACAACAAUGUGCUUUAAUCAGAAUUAUUAGUAAUUUGAAUUUUGUGUACAUAUGCAACUUAUGCCUGACAAACAGUAAUUAUUUUCCGUCAUAUUUUAACUAAUAUGCUAUGAAAAUUUUAAAAUUUCUCUUAAUGUUAUCUUAUUUAUGAAAGAAAUAAGAAUUAUUAUUGGUGUUUUAUUUAUGAAUAUUAACAACAAAAAUUAUAGGUUAUGUAGCAUCGAAAUAUACAUAAUACUGUCAUUUAUGUACAUUUUACAGUCUCAUUACAUCAACUGAUUUUUAUUUCAUAAGUUCAAACUUCUCCUUGUAUUUCAUGCAACAUGAAGUAAAUUAAAAUAUCUAAGUUGAUAUUCUCUUAAGUAUUUAAUAUAUAAUAAAUAAAAUAAUUAAACAUA
Molecule: messenger RNA, 2143 nt
Organism: Bombus huntii
Lineage: Eukaryota; Metazoa; Arthropoda; Insecta; Hymenoptera; Apidae
Product: paramyosin
Exons: 5
Coding region: 308-1669 (453 amino acids)
Cellular component (GO): membrane; early endosome
Source: RefSeq, a predicted model, not a curated record